Molecule: messenger RNA, 1224 nt
Organism: Papaver somniferum (opium poppy)
Lineage: Eukaryota; Viridiplantae; Streptophyta; Magnoliopsida; Ranunculales; Papaveraceae
Product: zinc finger MYM-type protein 1-like
Exons: 1
Coding region: 1-1224 (407 amino acids)
Source: RefSeq, a predicted model, not a curated record
AUGAUUGCCGAGUGGGAUCCGGUAAUGAAAGAACAUAUGAGAAGAAUUAAAAAUAAUGAAAUUCAGUACAAUUAUCUUAGUUCUAAGAUCCAAAAUGAGUUGAUUGAUUUGCUAGCUUCUAAAAUCAAAAGUGCCAUCAUUCAGAAAAUUAAGGCUGCCAAGUAUUUUUCUAUAUUGCUUGAUUGUACUCCGGAUGCGAGCCACCAAGAGCAAAUGUCUUUGAUUUUUCGGUGUGUAUAUACUAGUGAAAGUCCAAUAAAAAUUCAAGAAUACUUCAUGGGAUUCUUAAAAGUAGUUGACACAACUGCACAAGGACUAUUUGAUGUACUGAAAAGUGUUUUGAAAGAUCUCGAUCUUGACAUUAACAACAUUCGUGGUCAAGGAUAUGAUAACGGGGCUAAUAUGAGUGGGUGCAAAAAUGGUGUACAAAAGAAGUUGUUGGCUGUGAAUCCAAGAGAAAUGUAUACACCUUGUGGGGCUCAUUGUUUAAAUUUAACACUUCUUGAUAUGGCACGUUCUUGUAAGGGAGCUACAGAUUUUUUUGAAACAUUAAAUCAGAUUUACAAGAUUUUUUCUGCAUCUACAAAACGGUGGGAUAUUUUCAAAGAAUAUGUUAAAGGUUAUACCGUCAAACCAUUGUCGGAUACUAGAUGGGAAAGUCACAUUGAAAGUGUGAAGGCAUUUAGGUUUCAAGUUUUUGAUAUAAGAAAAGCUUUGCUUAAAGUAGGAGAUAAUGGUGAUGAUAAGGAUACUGCAGCUAAGUUUAAAGCGAAAAACUUAGCAAAACAUAGUGUUGGAAAUUUUGAGUUUUUAUUAAGCAUGGUGAUUUGGUAUGAUUUGUUAAAUGCUGUAAACUUGGUUAGUAAAUCAUUGCAGUUUAAGGAUAUGCUUAUCGACGAUGCUAUGCGUCAAGUGAAAGGACUUCUAAAAUAUUUUCAAAACUAUAGAGAUAAGGAAUUUGGGAAGGCCUUAACCACUGCCAAAGAUAUUGCUAAUCAAUUGGAAGUUGAAGCUGAUUUUCAUGUGGGUCGUAUAAUUCAUAGAACACAAUUUUUUGAUGAGAUUGGAAAUUGUGAGGAAACAUUCCAAUCAGCUGAAGAAUCUUUUCGAACUAAGUUCUUCUUGCAGAUGGUUGAUCAAGCUAUUAGUUCACUUGAAAGACGGUUUGAGCAAUAUAAAGCAUGUGACGACAUAUUUGGUUUUUGUUUAGUUCAGAUACUUUAA